Daphnia magna is the source of this 4921-nucleotide messenger RNA. RefSeq lists its product as uncharacterized. Gene Ontology annotation, molecular function: poly(ADP-ribose) glycohydrolase activity. The transcript has 13 exons. Gene Ontology annotation, biological process: carbohydrate metabolic process; ATP generation from poly-ADP-D-ribose; nucleotide-sugar metabolic process. The coding region runs from base 493 to 4482 and encodes 1329 amino acids. Gene Ontology annotation, cellular component: nucleus; cytoplasm. Lineage: Eukaryota; Metazoa; Arthropoda; Branchiopoda; Diplostraca; Daphniidae. The record is from RefSeq and is a predicted model, not a curated record.
CCCGCAAAAACGGGAACGCAGACGGCUCGUGUCGGACACCAUCAUCAGUUGUCGUGUAGCAUCGGUCGUGUUUCAUGCCCAGUCAUUGACCGGGCCUUCUUUUUUUAUUUUUUUAUUGUUAUUAUUUUUUCAUUUAUUUAUUUUCCGACAAGGCCAAACAAUAAUUGAAUUUUGGUUUUUGGUUUUUUUAAAAUUCCGGGUUCAAAAGUUGGGAGGCAACGAUGUGGGCAGCGUGAAUAUUUCGUGUGCCAUUUCAUCGUCAAAUGAGUGCUGGUGAUUUUUUGGGUGUCAUCGAGUUUAGAAUGAUACACAUUUUCUACACCGAGAUCUGACGAAAGAGCAGUUCAAAGAAUAUUGCCUUGUUCUCUUGCUGUUGUUGUUGGCUGUUGUUGUUGUAAUUUAGUUCUUCGGUCGGCUGUUUUUCUUUUUCUUUUGCCGAGUCGCAGCGAAUGCUCUUUGCGGCCGCGUAGUGGUGAACGAAUCGACGGAGAGAUGGCGCUCGUGCUUCUCCCGUGCGACUUGCCCACCUGGCCGACGCUGCAGCGUCACCUGACCGCCAUGAAACGGGAAGUGCGCACGGCCGGCCAGCUCAAAGACGCCUUGCUCAAGAUCUACAACUUAUGCAAUACCAGCCUGGAGCCCGAUGACGAGUCUUUGGGCGAUCAGCGAGUCUUUGACGUCCUUUGCGAUGAGGUGGUCGACACCUGGCUCAGCGACGAUGAACGCCAGGACCUGUUCGACACUCAAUUGCCCACCAUGGUCGACUACGCCCUGCAACUGAAGAGCCUCAAGCCGCUGCGAGGACUUCACUUUAGUCUCCAACAGCAGAGCGAUCGAGUGGAGAUUGAUAGGCGUUUUGCGGCCUCGUUGGUGGCCCACGCCUUCUUCUCCACUUUCCCGCGCCGGACCGUCAAGACCCACCCGACUCUGCAGGAUUUCAACUUUGCCGGCCACUUUUUCCAGCACCUGAACAGGCGAUCGCAGCGGGCCAAGCUGCGUUCCAUCUUGCACUACUUCCAACGUUUGAACGAACGUCCGCCCGAGGGACACGUGACCUUUGCCAGGCAGGUCAUGUCGGGUCGUGAAUGGUGCACGCUGGAGGAUUGGCUGCAAUGCCGACGCCCACUGUGUCCGCUCGUGGUACGUCACGAUGGCCGCGUCGAGUAUCCAUCGUCCGAUUCGACGAUGUCUGUCAACAACAACCGGCCAAGUAUCGGCCAAUCGAGCGAACCACCGGCGGGAAUUCGAGUCUGUUUCGCCAGUCGUCGAAUCGGCGGAUCUUUUCUCGACGACGGCACUUCACAGGAGUGCGCAGCAUUUAGCAGCCAUCCCGAAUUGCUAUCCCUCUUGCCAUAUGUGGAGUCGCUGGAAGACAACGAGGCCAUCACGGCCAGUGGACUCUGCACCUACUCCAUUAUUCAUGACCUGAAAAACAAAGCCGUCUUUGAUGCAACAGCCGGCCAACAAACAACAACUGCCAACGCCGCCACCAAGACGGCGUUGACGACAACAUCGGCGGCGACGACGUCUCCGAUAUCGAGCUCAUCACUCCAACAGGUGACGCAAGCGCAGACUGCCAUGUGUCUGAUUGACGCGGAAGAUUACAGCGACUUACCCAUCCGUCAGUACGAGGAAGACAACGUUCUCCGCGAGCUCAACAAGGCCUAUUUGGGAUUUGGCCAGCAUUAUCCGGAAGCGGCGAGAGCGGAAGCGGCGAGAGCGGAACCGCCGCAACAGAAAGAGCAGCCGCAAUUAGAGCAACGUCUGCCCCUCGUUAAUGCUUCCAGGGACCUGUCGCCCAGCAGCCGACAGGCCAGCACGAUCACGGAUCACACGAUAAGUCAAGAUUGGGCGGAUUUGACCCGCAGCACGACAUUAGUGGCUUCAUCAGGCGAUCCUUCGUCCCCUCGGCCGAGUAUUUGCCCGUCGAUGGCCAGCCAAGAUCAGUCCCCUGUUACGGCCGAUGAAACGGAUCGCGGACGUUCGGCUUCCAACCCGACUUUGCUGUACGGAGGAGGUCGCAACGCCCCGCUGACCCUGGCCAAAGCCACCAUUGUCAAACAAAUAAUGACCCGCGUUAAAGAUGCCGGAUUAUCUGAGCUUCCAUCGUCGUGCGUGGCCAAAAAAGCCGGAUCCAUUUACGCUAGUUGUCACUCUCAAGACGACGACCUCAACAGCUCGGUGGAGGAGUUCCGCAGCGCCAACACCAGCCUGGACGAGGAUGAGGCACCGUCGCGAGCAGCCGCCCUCAAUCGGAUGCAACGCCGCCGCAACUCGACCGACAGGAAUGGCAACGAUCAACUGAACAAGUCGAGAGGUUCCAGCAGCGAAUCCGACAGCAGUGCGGAGAAUGGUCGGCCACAGUCACGCGGAUUCGCUCUGGAUAGCAACAAUGAAGAGGAUUCGUUCAGCGGUGACGGGCUGGAGCGUGAGAAGCGUUGGCUGGAACAUUUCCGCGAGAGGAGAGGCCCCCGAAGCGCUCGCAGCGGUUUGAAAGAUUCUUCUUCCUCUUCUAAAGAUUCUUCCCGCUACAGUUUCAGCACUGAAUUCAGUUCAGAACUGGAUGAGCUCUACGAUCAGUUCAGCCACUGGCUGGACGAUCCCAACGGCGGCGAGUCGGUGCAGCAAAACGGCCGCAAUGCGGCAGUGUUCCGCUUUGCUCACGGAUUAUUAAAGCGAGCUUUGAGCGACUCGUUCGCCAGUGUAGCGCUCAGUAUCGAAAACUUGUCGGCCCAUCCGGAGACGCUGAUGAAAGACAUCAAACUGGCGGCCUCGAGCGAAAGUCGACGCGGAUCGACCAAGCGCUCCUGGAGCCUGAACGAACACGUCGGAGACGAGCGAUUGGCUCUGCAAUUGGCCAAAGAGAUGGUGGAACGAGAAACGCUGAUGGAGGAGCAAGCUCUGCCGAUGCCGGACAUUGUUCCUCUACUACCGGUGGACGCCAUCGAGGAGGAGGAGACGCUGGACGAGCCGGAAGAGCCCCAAAAAAUGGCGACCAAGAAGAAGGGCAACAGCAAAUCGAAAAUGGCGUGUCAGCUGAGCUCGCAGCAUUCAGUGGAGAGAGUGGUGUUACUUGAUCGGAUGUCACCAGUGGAGAGCGAAGUCGGGACGGAAUUGCUUCUGCACGGAGUGGGGAGAUGUUGCGAGGCCAUCAGCGAAUCUCAAUCGAACCGUUCGAGCAACGCCGGCGAAGACUCCGAGUCGCAGACGCCGACGCCGAUGAAUCCGACGCCGCCGCGCACCCGCCGCGGCUCGUGGUUCUUCAAAAAAUCGCGCGAACAGCGGCAUCAGAAUCCGAGCAUCAAGCAUCAGAGAGCUCGUUCCAACAGCGUGCCCACCGUCAUGGAAUUGUCGCAAUUGAGUCUGUGGCAACAGCAGAUGGCGGAGCAAUUGAAGCAGAGUCUCAUUCCGGAUAUCAUUGUAUCCGACGAGAAUACGGAAGACGACGAGUGUUUCACGCCCGGCCAGCAGAGUCAGAGACGCCAUCGCAGCUACGAUGAUCAAUUGCAAAACUUCGCCCAAUCUAGCGAGUCGCUGCUCAGCGAUGAUGUGGUGGAAGGAUUCAGCUGGACGAUGGCGGAGACCAUCAUCGAGGACAUCAUGAAAGAGAUCGGCUCGAAGCAGACGCAACUCUCGUUGCCCACGCGUCACAAUGCCGCCGGUGGAGUGGGGAAAACGGGCCUUCACAAUCCGCUCAAGAUGGCCAACAAAUUGCCCGGCAAGAGCAUCUUGAAAAUAUCUAGCAACGACUCGUUGCAUCGCAGUCAUAGCGGAUCGCUGGAACAACCGCAGGAGAAUGUCGAACGUCCGACUUUCGCCAUUCACAAGACCAUCGCUGAGCAUAUGGCCGAACAGCAGCAUCAAAACGCUCCGAUGUCGUGGUCACAUCGCAGCACAUCGAUGCCCAGUCUGAGGGCAAUCGACGAACUCGAAUCUCUCAAUACAUCCAGCAUUCUUGAUGAGAGCGAGACCAUUCAAACGUCGAACGGCAACCAAAGGGAUGAUGAGAAACAAUUCGGCCAGGUUAAUGGUGGCUUACUGCCCAUUAUUACUGGUAAUUGGGGCUGCGGAUCAUCUGGCGGCGGAGACGCUCAACUGAAAUCCAUGCUCCAAUGGCUGGCAGCUUCGCGAUCCGGCGCUCCUAGUCUUGUUUAUUACACGGCCGGAGCUAGUUCCGUCGUCAAGCUGGAUAUUGUCUGUCGAGUAAUUAUGGAUCGGCAAUGGACUGUCGGCGAUUUAGCCGGGGCCCUGCUGCGCUACUGUCGGGCACGUCUCGAUCCUCGUCGGCUGGACUUGAUCAGCCGCCUGGAAACGCAUUAUCAGGCCGCAAUAGCCGGGAGUUCUUCGGGAGUUGAUGCCGCAGACGAACGGCAAAUCAGUCUUUCAACUUGUUCGGAAUGUCCCGGAUCGAAUCCUGGAACGGACCGACUUCUUUUCGACGAGCUUCUUGGCCAAUAUCCCCUCAAACAAACCGAACUGUGACAUAUCUUACAGCCUACACAACAAUUCAAUUCAAAAUUGAUCGUCUAGACGCUUGAUUUACAGUGUGAGGAGAUGCAUUCAAAGUCAUCAACGGGCCAUUAAGACGAUAUGUCCGCAAAACGAUAUGUCCCACCCGGAUAUACUAUCUUUUUGUCAUAUUUCUAAACGCAACUUCUUUAGGAGGAUGAAUUCAUGUUUAUUUUUCUCUUUGUUUCAUCGAGACCCAAUUGUUUUCUUUUUGUUCUGUUUUUUUUUUUUUUUAUAUAAUUUUAUUUGGAUUUUUAAUUUUCAAAAAUUUAGAUGACGAAAAAAAAAAAAGGGGGAAAUUUGUCGCAUCUUGGAAGUAACUGGUUCAACCAGUCCAGUGAGGCUGCUUCACACACGUGAAUAUUAUAAAUAGAUUGGUUAAACGAAUAAUACAGCAAUUGUCGAAAUAAAA